Messenger RNA from Cydia fagiglandana, 992 nucleotides. Its product is annotated as odorant receptor 67a-like. Bases 351 to 734 code for a protein of 127 amino acids. Gene Ontology annotation, cellular component: plasma membrane. The transcript has 5 exons. Gene Ontology annotation, molecular function: olfactory receptor activity; odorant binding. NCBI's taxonomy places the organism in Eukaryota, Metazoa, Arthropoda, Insecta, Lepidoptera, Tortricidae. The record is from RefSeq and is a predicted model, not a curated record. Gene Ontology annotation, biological process: sensory perception of smell; detection of chemical stimulus involved in sensory perception of smell.
AAACAAAAACGUCACUUGACACUGUCAUAUCCGAUCCUAAAUCGUAUCUUUAACAAAUUUUUGACGUAAGUAGGUAUCUUAAAAUUCAAAUCAGGCCGUACAACUAAGAGUAGUCCACAAGUUCAAUAAUUGAGUCGCUUAACUUCAAACUCGGGUAAAUCCAUCUGUCAGAUUAUGCGAUUUUGGUAUUAAGAAAACGUAAUAGGGUAGAUAUUUGCUGAGAGGGUCCAAUGGAUUUACCCGAGUUUGAAGUUAAGCGACACAAUUAAGUAUAUUGACGUAAGUAAGUGCUUUUAAAUCUCUUUAUUUUCAGAUUAGCUGAGGAUUUGGAUGAAAUAUUUGGUGCUAUUAUGUUUAAUGUGUUAAUCUUCUCGUCUUUAAUUAUUUGUUUCUUUGGAUUUCUUGGUAUAGUGAUUGAGGUGAAGUUCCAGCAGUGCAUGUAUUUGACGGCUGCGAUAGUGGUCCUGUUCUCCGUCUUUUAUAUUAUGCUGCCGGGGCAGAUUCUAUCAGAUACAAGCAGUGGAGUCGCCAGCGCCGCCUAUCAAACUCUAUGGUACAACAGCGAUCAAAGAUUCAGGAAAAUUAUAGUUAUCAUCAUUUCAAGGUCACAAAAGCCAUGCAAAUUGCGAGCAAUGGGAUACGCCGAUAUAAACUUAGAAACAUUUUAUAAGAUCUGCGGCACAACCUGGUCUUAUCUGUCAGUAGUAAAUCAAAUGUACCAAAACUCACUUUAAAAACUGAAUUCUACGUCUUUGACUAAUGACCAAAAUUUUAUAUUUAUUAAAUUUAGUAGGUAUUUAUUUGAAUAGCAAAGCAAUAGAAUUUAGUAGUAAUAGCAGCACGACUUACUUACAAUAAAAUAGUAUAAUCACAAGGGUAAAUUACUCCUUUUUUUUGAAGUUUGAAGCAUUCUACGUUUUUAGGAUUCAGAAUGAGAUUAGCUAGAUCUCAUUCUAAAUCCUAAAAACGUUUGAAGUAAAUGAUCUCUAUUG